Molecule: messenger RNA, 4123 nt
Organism: Saprolegnia parasitica CBS 223.65
Lineage: Eukaryota; Oomycota; Saprolegniomycetes; Saprolegniales; Saprolegniaceae
Exons: 2
Coding region: 1-4050 (1349 amino acids)
Biological process (GO): protein polyubiquitination
Cellular component (GO): cytoplasm; ubiquitin ligase complex; nucleus
Molecular function (GO): zinc ion binding; ubiquitin-ubiquitin ligase activity
Source: RefSeq, a predicted model, not a curated record
AUGUUCACCUUGACGAGCAGCCAAAGCGGCGACGGGCUUCGCCGGCUCUUCCAGCCGCGAGCCUCGGACGCGGGCUGCGAGCAGCACCAUGAAGUCUUGCGAACUGUCCAGGCGCAAAUGCAGCUGCUGCUGCGACUGCUCCGGCUGCGGCCGCUCUCGCCGGCGCUGGAGUGCCAGCCCGGCUGCGCCGUCACGGUCCAUGGCAUGGAGUUCUUUAACGAGAUCGCGCAUGCGGAUCCGAUGGCGCCGCCCACGUACCAGCAAGUGCUGGCCAUCAUUGACGAGCUCUUUGACUGCGUCGACCGCAUCAACGCCGAGAAGCGCGUCGUCACGGACGCGUCGCUGCUUGAGUGCAUCGCCUCUGCGCUUAUGGCUGUCGGCUUUGCGAUGGCCAACAACAUGAUCAACGCCCAUGUCAACACGCUCCUCCAAGACUCGAAAUUCAGCAUUGCCGACACGCUUGUCUCGGAGGCACUGUCGACCAUGGAGUUUGGCCACCUGCAUCCCUCUCAUGUGCACCCGCUCGUGCCGUCGAACGGGUCGGUCGCCUUCCACACGGCGACGGCCAGCAAAGCGUCGACGGCGACGUGGCAGUGCACCAUCUGCCACCGCGCCGCGAUCGUCAAGACGGACGUGGUCUACCGCUGCGCGGGCUGCAACACGCUGACGCCGGCUGCGCCGCACCACAAGCGCCGGCUCGUCACCGGGCUCUGGACGCCGACCUUCGAGUCGCUCUGCAGCCGCAACCGCCCGUCAGCCGCGCUUGCGCUCGACACGGCCAUGGCCCUCCGGCGGCGCAUGACCGAGCUGCCGCUGACGGCCGGCGCGAACAUGCUCCCGCUCCUCGAGAUGCUUGCCGAGAUGCUGUCGUCGCGCACGUUUCGCGACGUGCUGGUGCGCUCGCCGCUCUGGCUGCCCGAUAUCAUUAGCGGCAAGACCAUGGAAGUGUCGUCGUUCCUCGGACCGUUCUUCCGGCACUGCAGCCUCCCGGACGACGCGGUGCCCGGCGACCUCCUCUGCGCCCACACGGACCAGACCAAAGCCAAGACCAUGGCACGCCUCCGCGAGAUCAACGACCGCGUGCAAAAGGCGCUCGUGUCGGUGGUCGACACGUUGCUGUGCCACGGUGGCGUCGUCACCGAGGCCAUGCUGUGCUGGCUGGCGUGCGCGAUCGAGUCGAAUAGCAUUCGCCGGCGGCUCGGGCACUCGCCGGUCGAGUGCGCCUCGGACGGCUUUCUCACCAACCUCGCAGCCGUCGCGUUGCACUUUGUGGCUGCAACGAAGCCCUCGGACGUUGAUGCGCGGUACCACGGCCACGAGCUCGGCGGGCGCAUCUCGAUGGCGGACAUGGCGCGCCUUGUCAAGACGCCGGCCAAGAAUGCCAGCACGGAUGCAUCGAGUAGUUGUCGGUCGAACGCAUCGUCGUAUUACCCGACGUACGACGCCAACCUCGGCGUCGUCUGCGACCACUGCCAAGAGAAGGACUUUGUCGGCGUCCGAUACAAGUGCGGCUUCUGCGACGACUACGACCUCUGCGGCAACUGCUUUGAGCGCUUUUACGAGCAAAACCACGUGCUCCGACACAGCCCGGACCACGCGUUCAUUCGGCUCUCGGUGCCGUUGCCCCAAGUCACGACGUGGCCCUUCCGCAAGUGCGCCGAGCUGCUUGAGGACGACGCGACGACCGACAACGAUGAUGUCGACGACGGCGCGUACAUGACCUGUGACGUCUGCGCUGUCACGAUCGCUGAGCGCGGCUUCCAGUGCGGCGCGUGCGACCGGUUUGUGUGCGCCUCCUGCGUCGAUGUGGAGGAGCAGCUCGCGCUCUCGCCCGGUCUUUUUGGGGAGGCGAGCUUGAACCCGCACCGGCUGCACGCCCCGGGGCACCACUACUUUGUGCUGCCCGCGACGCUGUGGCGGCACCGCCGACGCGUCCGGUUUGGCGGGGCACUGUACCCGCCGCCCUUUGUCAGCGCCUUUGGCGACGACAACCGAGGGACCGAGUGGUGGUACAUGGCGCUCAAGGUGCUGCACGUCGGCCCCGUGCUCUCGAUGAUGCGGUACGUCUCGGUGCACCGCGAGUACCAGCAGCUCAAAGCGCUCUGCAACAUGGAGUCGCGCUCGCGGCAGCAAGGCGCGGCCGGUCGUCGGUCGUCGCGCUCGAGCCACAGCAUGAACUUGAACGCUAACCAUCUCCGCGUCGAAGAGCUUUUGAAGACCAAGACGGCCAUGGAGGUCCAGCUCUUCGCACCGAGCUUGCUCCAAGCGAUGUUCGGCUUCUACGCCCGCGUCGCGUCGUGGCUGCUGCACUUGGUCGGCGUCGGCCCGCUCGAGGCCAACGCGGUGUGUCCCCAUGAUGUCCCUGCGGCGUACGCAGACGUCCCUGAAGCGUUCCUUUGCAACGUGGCCGACGUGGCGUACAUCCUCGGAGUCCACCCGUGCGACGGCGUGCAGUGGACCUCGGAGGUUCUGACUCCGCUUCUGACGCUGCUCUUCUUCGUGCUCUCGCACCGGCCGCUGACCAACUCGCCACACGUGCGCGUCCAGCUCAUUCGCGCGCUCCUCUCGCUCGCGCCGCUGACCAAGGACAACACGAGCCGCGCGCCGCCGCUCUUGUACGACCUCUUGUCGACGGACCCGUUUUUGGUCGCCCAGGCGGUGCCGUGCCUCCUUUCUUGCCACAGCGACUUGGAGACGUACAGCUCGAGCACGGGCGGGGACACGUCGUGGGGGCUCUUGCCCGCGCGGCUCUCGACGACGCUCCUCCUGCGCUGGCUCUGGAACAACCCGGUGCAGCAACCCAUGAUUGUUGCGCAACAAGACGCGCACAGCAUGGUGCUGCUCUUCUCGGGCGUCCUCAACGACAUCACGCGGCUCCUCGACGAAGCCUCGGUCAAGGUCACGGCCAUGCGCCGGCUCCAAGAACUGCAAGACUCGCCCCACACGACGACGGGCGCGUACUUUCAGCCGUCGAUGAUGCAGAGCUACCUCGCCUUGCACUUCAACAAGGCUCGGACGACGUUCCGCGUCCUCAUCGAGUGCCUCGAGCUCUUGGCGUGGAUGGCAUCCGCCCCCGCCCUCCGCGCGGUCCUCUGUCGCCGGUCGCUUGUCGACCAGACCGCAACGACGCUCUGCUUUGUGGUCUCGUCGCUCGAGACGCAGCUGCACCCGACGCGCUGGGGCUUCUCCAGCGAGAUCUUCCAGGACGGGAUGCUUGCGCUGGCGGAAGCGUUGCUCAUCGUGGUGCGUUGCGCAGGGUACCACGCAACGUGUCCGGAAGCGUCGUCGUGGAAGCUCUCCAACUAUGCAGGCAUCCUCAUGGAAGAAAAGAUUGGCGACUUGGACGUGCACCAGCGCUGGAAGCUCAGCUCGUGCGUCUUCCGGCUCGAGAAGGAAGCGAUGGCGCCGCCCGCGCUGGAGCGCAUGCCGUCCGAGGACGACGACGACGAUGAAGACGUGACGGACGACAGCGACGAUGCGAUGGACGAAGACACGGCACUGGCGCGCCUCGAGCUCAUGGCUGCCCACCGCCGGCAGCAAGCCGACGACGAUCGCGCGCAGAAGCAGCUCUCGCAGCGAUUUCUGGCGGCGCUUGCGGCCGACGGACGCUUCGAGUCGGUCCGGUUCCGGCGCGCGGCCGUGCUGCUGCGCAGCGACCCGUCGCUGACCAACAUGUGGCGCGAAAAGUUUGUCGAAGUCGUCGACUACACGGAAACGCUGCUGCAGCGCCAGGCAGCCAUGGAGACGCAGCUCGGGUCGGUGCCCGACGAAUAUCUGGAUCCGAUUCUGCACACGCUGAUGCUGCACCCGGUGCAAUUGCCGUCCGGUCACAUUGUCGACCGGUCGAUGAUCGAGCGUCAUUUGCUCUCGGCGAGUGUCAACCCGUUUAGCCGCGAGCCGUUGACGAUGGAGAUGCUGCUGCCGUGCACGGAGCUCCAGGCGCAGAUCCACCGGUUUGUGCGCCAGAAGCUGUCGCGGCCGAUGGCCACCGAUGGCACCGACGACGACUGGGGCCUCGGCUGGGACAGCCUGUUUGAGACCGCGCCCUAGUGUUUUAUGUAUAAGAGGAUAGGAUACCGAAUGCAACGCUGCUUGUAGUAUACACCACGUUGUCUUCUUGUCG